AUGUCAACAUCUACUCAGCUUCAAUGUGGUGGUCGAACUUGUGCUCAAUGUGGAAAAUGCUGUGAUUGGGUUCCCACUUAUUGCACUAACUAUAAGCGUCGUGAUGAUGGAACUUGCACUGACAAUACUGACACUCUUUAUGAAGUUCUUUUUCGUACUGCGCUUGCUGUUUCUGAUGCUCGUCCUUCUGCUCGUAUAUCUCAAAGAAUUCCCCGUAGUCAUGCUGCUAAUCGUUGUCGUAGUGGUGUUGAUGAUCUUAACGCUGCGCUUAAUGCUGCUAUUCGUGAUGGUGAUCUUCAUGAGGUUAUUAUUGAUGCCCUUGCUCUUGCUGAAACGAUUGCUUAUGAUAUUGAUCGUGCUCGUGAUGGGGAUGGUCUUGCUAUUCUUCAAGCCGCUAAAGCUGUUCGACGUGCUCAGCAUGAUCAUGUAUGCCAAUGUGUAGACUCCCAUCAGCCGAGCUAUCCCACAGAGAGUCUUGCUGCUGUGUCAGAAAAUACAGUUAUGGCAUCAACACCUUCAUCGACAACCCAACCUACGCCGGAAAAAGAAGUUCAAGAAUUCGCUGCUCCCGGCGUCUGCGAGAGGCUCUCUUGUGAAGGGCGUCCUUGUUCUAAAUGUCACAAGUGUCGUGAUUGGCAUUUUAAUGGUGAUCACGGCACCUGGAAUUGGGUCUUCAAUUGGAGAAAUUGGGUCAAGGCGGAUGAAGAUCGUUGGUGCAAUAAUCGUGCCAAGCUUUUAACCAAGCGUGAUGAUGCAACGUGUCGUAUUAUUUGUUUUGGUAAUGAUUAUCGUCCUGUUGGUGAUUCUAAUUGUUAUUAUGGUUAUGAUUCUUAUUAUGAUUCUGAUGGUACUUAUCAUUCUGGUGUGCUUUAUGGUGGUGGUCGUUCUGGUUCCAUUUAUAUUGAUCACUUAUGUUCAUGCGAAAAACAUUAA
Messenger RNA from Adineta steineri, 933 nucleotides. The record is from the annotation of a GenBank genome assembly. NCBI's taxonomy places the organism in Eukaryota, Metazoa, Rotifera, Eurotatoria, Adinetida, Adinetidae.